AUGACCGUGGUACCUCAACAGAAGCUCUCCUGGCAAGAGUCAGCCCUCCAGGUCCAGGCAGUGCGCGAUAUUUCCAUAAAGCAGGUUGAUCCCGCCAUCGCUACUCUUCCCGAUCAACAUACUGGCAGGGUGAUUGAUUUCCCUAGAAAGCACCUUUCGCAAGCAGAGAUCGCUAUCACGGAGAGUUCUGCUGAAAAAUUGGUAGAUUCCCUAGCGACAGGCAAAUUGACUGCGACUGCGGUAACAAACGCUUUUCUUCGACGGGCUGCAAUUGCCCAGAAGCUUACCAACUGUAUUUAUGAGCUUCUUCCCGACCGUGCCAUAUCCCGCGCCAAGGAUCUCGAUGAGUAUUUUGCGAAGCAUGGAAAACCCUCAGGCCCACUUCACGGUUUACCAAUUAGCAUCAAAGCACAUAUAGGUCUCAGGGGACGAGACUUGGCUGCUGGAUUCGUCGGUUGUCUCGACCGAAAAAGUCAAGGCGAUGCAAAUAUCGUGAAGAUUCUCUUGGAUGCCGGUGCGGUUGUUUAUGCAAGAACAACCGAGCCACAGGGACUGAUGGCUCUUGAAACUUACAGCAAUAUCACUGGCACCACCACCAACCCACAUAAUACUGCUCUCACACCAGGUGGUUCUUCUGGCGGAGAGUCAGCCUUGCAGGCCCUUUAUGGCAGCCCUCUGGGAAUUGGCUCAGACAUUGGUGGUAGUAUUCGCUCCCCCGCGGCCAAUUGUGGCCUCUACGGCCUGAAGCCCUCAACCGGUAGGUUACCGCUACUGGGAUGCGGUUCCUAUCUUCUGGGAUGCGAGACAAUUAUGGGAACACUUGGGCCUAUUUCACCCUCACUCGGUGGUGUUGAACUCUUCAUGAAGACGAUAAUCGAAUCAAAGCCUUGGGUCAAAGAUUCGAUGAUGCUUCCAAUCCCUUGGAGAGACCAGGAGAAGCAUAUUCACUUGGAUAACAAGAAGCUAACUGUCGGUGUGAUGUGGACGGAUAAUGUAGUUACUCCCGCUCCGGCAGUAACAAGGGCCUUGAAGGAAGUGGUUGAGCGCCUUAAACUGGUGGCUGGUAUCGAGGUUAUUGAAUGGAAAGCAUAUAAACAGGAAGAGGCUCUUGAGAUCCUUACCAGGCUUUAUGCUCCAGAUGGCGGAAAGGCAUUUGCCAGGAAUGUCGAGGCCUCUGGUGAGCCGUUCACACCGCUCACAGCUUGGACUUUGCGGGAUACCCCUGGCAUUGAAGAACUGAGCCAUGAGGGUGUAUGGGAAUGGACUGGGAAACGGGAGAUGUUCCGCUACGGCUAUUUGCAAGAGUGGAACAAUGUUGCGCCUGAAAUGGAUGUUAUACUCUGCCCUGCAUUCCCCACACCUGCCCCCCUCCACCACACUUCGAGGUACUGGGGCUACACUUCUUUAUUCAAUCUCCUCGAUUAUUCGGCUCUUGUGUUCCCUGUCACCAAGGUGGAUCCCGAUAGAGAUGCCAAGGAUACUACUUACACUCCGAAGAACGAAUUCGACCGCUGGGCAUACGAGCAUUAUGACCCAGUAAAACAAAAGGAUGCACCCGUUUCUCUGCAGCUCGUUGCUAAGAAGUUGGAGGAAGAGAAGUUACUUCAGGCAUUCAGAGAGAUCCAGGAGAAAAUUAGCCUGCCGUUUGUGGAUUGCCUGGCUUGA
Penicillium vulpinum is the source of this 1665-nucleotide messenger RNA. RefSeq names its product Amidase. The record is from RefSeq and is a predicted model, not a curated record. NCBI's taxonomy places the organism in Eukaryota, Fungi, Ascomycota, Eurotiomycetes, Eurotiales, Aspergillaceae. The coding region runs from base 1 to 1665 and encodes 554 amino acids. The transcript is spliced from 6 exons.